Molecule: messenger RNA, 327 nt
Organism: Penicillium chermesinum
Lineage: Eukaryota; Fungi; Ascomycota; Eurotiomycetes; Eurotiales; Aspergillaceae
Exons: 2
Coding region: 1-327 (108 amino acids)
Source: RefSeq, a predicted model, not a curated record
AUGGGUUUCGCCUCGAAGAUUGCCGCAGCCCAGAGUUCGAGCCAGCCACCGAACCAGAGCAUGGCUAGUAACCAAGGCACCUACGGAGGUGCACCUCCAUCGGGGUAUACAGGAGGCCCGCCUGCAGCUUUGCGGCCUGGUGGAUACGUAAGUGAUCAUCAGCUGCGCGCGUGGGUGCGCGACGUCAUUUGGAUUGGAGGAGAAAAGAGAGAAAAGGAAAAGAGAACUGACAAAGAACUUUUGAAUAGCAACAGCAACCAUCAGCGUCACCGCAGCCGCAAUACCAGGCUUACCCGGGAUCCCCUCCUCCAAACCAGGGAUCGGUAA